Messenger RNA from Cynocephalus volans (Philippine flying lemur), 4459 nucleotides. It is a transcript of the gene BLM, whose product is annotated as BLM RecQ like helicase. The record is from RefSeq and is a predicted model, not a curated record. Gene Ontology annotation, molecular function: four-way junction helicase activity; 3'-5' DNA helicase activity; DNA binding. Lineage: Eukaryota; Metazoa; Chordata; Mammalia; Dermoptera; Cynocephalidae. Gene Ontology annotation, cellular component: chromosome; cytoplasm; nucleus. The transcript has 22 exons. Gene Ontology annotation, biological process: telomere maintenance; double-strand break repair via homologous recombination; DNA replication. The coding region runs from base 84 to 4331 and encodes 1415 amino acids.
CUAGCGUGCGGCGCUGGGCCGUGGUCGCCGCGCGGGGAGUUUGGAUCCUGCUUCGGCCCGCCCCGAACCUUCGUGAGAGGAUCAUGGCUACUAUUCCUCACAAUAAUCUACAGGAGCAACUGGAGCGUCACUCAGCCAGAAAACUUAAUAAUAAAUUAAGUCUUUCAAAACCAAAAUCUUCAGGUUUCACCUUUAAAAAGAAAACAUCUUCAGACAAUGAUGCAUCUGUAACUAGUGUGACAGUAGCAAAAACAUCUGUGUUAAGUGAUAAAGAUGUUAAUGUUACUGAGACUUUUUCCUUCAGUGAACCUCUUCCCUACCACACCACAGAUCAGCAGACAAGGAUCAGUGACUUCUCUAAAAAUGCUCCAGCAGGAGAGCAAACCAGGAGACUUGGUUCAAAACCAUUGUUGCCAGGUUCGUUGCCAAUUCCGCAGGAAGUUUUAUGUAUUUCCCAAAACACACCAGUUAUAAAGAAACCCUGUGAUGGCGCUUUCAAGAAGUUAGAAUUUAGUUCUUCACCAGAUUCUUUUAGUGCUAUCAGUGUUUGGGACGAUAUGGAUGACUUUGAUACUUCUGGGACUUCAAAAGCAUUUGUUACACCAUCCAAAAAUCACUUUGUAAGAGUAAGCACUGCUCAGAAAUCAAAAAAAGCUAAGAGAAACUUUUUAAAAGCACAGCUUCAUAAAACAAAUACAGUAAAGGCUGAUUUGACUCCUUCUUCCUCUGAAAGCAAGCAAGUAGAUUUGACUAAGGAACAGAAAGAUGACUCAGAAUGGUUCAGUAGUGACGUGAUUUGCAUUGAUGAUGGCCCCAUUUCCGAAGUGCUAAUAAAUGAAGAUACUCAGAAAAAUCACUCUUUGAAAACUCAUUUGGAAAAUGAACGAGAUAAUAAUGAAAAGAAGAAAAAUUUGGAAGGAGCUGAAUUGGAUUCAACUGAGAAAGUUCCACAUAUUGAACUUGAUGAUGAUUAUGAUAUAGAUUUUGUUCCACCUUCUCCAGAAGAAGAAAUUAUUUCUGCCACUUCUUCCUCUUUAAACUGCUUUAGUAUGCUAAAGGACCUUGACACCUCUGACAGAAAGAAGGAUGUUCUUAACACAUCAAAAGAUCUUUUAUCAAAACCUGAGAAAAUGACUACACAGGAGUCUAAUCCAGAAACCAGGACAGACUGUGAUGCUAGACAGAUAAGUUUACAGCAGCAGCUUAUUCACGUGAUGGACCACAUCUGUAAAUUAGUUGAUUCUAUUCCUGCUGAUGAGCUGAAAGCUUUGGAUUGUGGGAAUGAACUACUUCAGCAGCGGAACGUGAGAAAGAAACUCAUAGCUGAAGCAGAUUUUAAUAAAAACGAUGCCAGUCUUGGUUCAAUGUGGAGAUUCAUGCCUGAUUCACUUGGUAGCCGUGUGGAGGGCGAUUUCCUCCCUAUGGGGAAUUCUAUUAAAGAGUUAAAUUUUCCACACCUUCCCUCAAAUUCUGUUUCCACUGAUGAAUGUUUACUGACCACCACCCCAGGAAAGACAGGAUUCUCAGCAGCCUCGAAGAAUCUCUUUGAAAGACCGUUACUCAGUUCCCAUUUACAGAAGUCUUUUGUAAGUAGCAACUGGACUGAAACACCAAGGAUAGAAAAAAGAAAUGAAUGCUCUUAUUUCCCGGGAAAUGUUCUCACAAGCACUGCUGUGAAAGAUGAGAAUAAACACACUGCUUCAAUAAAUGACUUAGACGGAGAAAUCGAGGCUUCCUAUGAUAUUGAUAAUUUUGACAUAGAUGACUUUGAUGAUGAUGAUGACUGGGAAAAUAUAAUGAAUAAUUUAACAGUGAACAAAUCUUCUACAGCUGCCUAUCAACCUAUCAAGGAAGGUCGGCCAAUUAAAGCAGUAUCAGAAAGAAUUUCUUCAGCCAAGACAAACUGUCUUCCAGUGGCAUCUACUGCUCAGAAUAAAAACUUCUUACAGUCAAUUCAGAAUUACACUGACAAAUCGGCGCAAAAUCUAGCAUCCAGAAAUCUGAAACAUGAAUGUUUCCAAAGUCUGGAUUUUCCUCACACAAAAGAAAUGAUGAAGAUUUUUCAUAAAAAAUUUGGCCUGCAUAAUUUUAGAACUAAUCAGCUAGAGGCGAUCAAUGCUGCACUGCUUGGUGAAGAUUGUUUUAUCCUAAUGCCCACUGGAGGUGGGAAAAGUUUGUGUUACCAGCUACCCGCCUGUGUUUCCCCUGGAGUUACUGUUGUCAUUUCUCCCUUGAGAUCACUAAUAGUAGAUCAAGUCCAAAAGCUGACUUCCUUGGAUAUUCCAGCUACAUAUCUGACAGGUGAUAAGACUGACUCAGAAGCUACAAAUAUUUACCUCCAAUUAUCAAAAAAAGACCCAAUUAUAAAACUUCUGUAUGUUACUCCAGAGAAGGUCUGUGCAAGUAACAGGCUGAUUUCUACUCUGGAGAAUCUGUAUGAGAGGAAGCUCUUGGCACGUUUUGUUAUUGAUGAAGCACAUUGUGUCAGUCAGUGGGGACAUGAUUUUCGUCAAGAUUAUAAACGAAUGAAUAUGCUUCGCCAGAAGUUUCCUUCUGUUCCAGUGAUGGCUCUUACCGCCACAGCUAAUCCCAGGGUACAGAAGGACAUCCUCACUCAGCUGAAGAUUCUCAGACCUCAGGUGUUUAGCAUGAGCUUUAACAGACAUAAUCUGAAAUACUAUGUAUUACCGAAAAAGCCUAAAAAGGUGGCAUUUGAUUGCUUAGAAUGGAUCAGAAAGCAUCACCUAUAUGACUCAGGGAUAAUUUACUGCCUCUCCAGGCGAGAAUGUGACACAAUGGCUGACACAUUGCAGAAGGACGGUCUUGCUGCUCUUGCUUAUCAUGCUGGCCUCAGUGAUUCUGCCAGAGAUGAAGUACAGCACAAGUGGAUUAAUCAGGAUGGGUGCCAGGUUAUCUGUGCAACGAUUGCAUUUGGAAUGGGGAUUGACAAACCUGACGUGCGAUUUGUGAUUCAUGCGUCUCUCCCUAAAUCCGUGGAGGGUUACUACCAAGAAUCUGGCAGAGCUGGCAGAGAUGGAGAAAUAUCUCACUGCCUUCUUUUCUAUACCUAUCAUGAUGUGACCAGACUGAAGAGACUUAUUAUGAUGGAAAAAGAUGGAAACCAUCAUACAAGAGAGACUCACUUUAAUAAUUUGUAUAGCAUGGUACAUUAUUGUGAAAAUAUAACGGAAUGCAGGAGAAUACAGCUCUUGGCCUACUUUGGUGAAAAUGGAUUUAAUCCUGAUUUUUGUAAGAAAUACCCAGAUGUUUCUUGUGAUAAUUGCUGUAAAACAAAGGAUUAUAAAAUAAGAGAUGUGACUGAUGAUGUGAAAAAUAUUGUAAGAUUUGUUCAAGAACAUAGUUCAUCACAAGGAAUGGGAAAUAAGCAUGUAGGUCCUUCUGGAAGAUUUACUAUGAAUAUGCUGGUUGACAUUUUCUUGGGGAGUAAGAGUGCAAAGAUUCAGUCGGGUAUAUUUGGAAAGGGAUCUGCUUAUUCACGACACAAUGCUGAAAGACUUUUUAAAAAGCUGAUACUUGACAAGAUUUUGGAUGAAGACUUAUACAUUAAUGCCAAUGACCAAGCAAUCGCUUACGUGAUGCCUGGAAAUAAAGCCCGAACUGUACUAAAUGGGCAUUUGAAGGUAGACUUUAUGGAAACAGAAAAUUCUAGCAGUGUGAAAAAACAAAAAGCUUCAGUGACAAAAAUAUCUCAGAGGGAAGAGAUGGUUAAGAAAUGUCUUGGAGAACUUACAGAAGUCUGCAAAUCUCUGGGGAAAGUUUUUGGUGUCCAUUACUUCAAUAUUUUUAAUACUGUCACUCUCAAGAAGCUUGCAGAAUCUUUAUCUUCCGAUCCUGAGGUUUUGCUUCAAAUUGAUGGUGUGACUGAAGACAAACUGGAAAAAUAUGGUGCAGAAGUGAUUGCAGUAUUACAGAAAUACUCUGAGUGGACAUUGCCAGCCCAGGAUGAUUCCCCACGGUUAUCUGUGUCCAGCAACAGCGGCUCCAGAAGAAAUGCCCUUGAGGAGCUUGAUGAGGAAACACCCGUCUCUUCUCACUACUUUGCAGAUAAAACCAGAAAUGAAAGAAAGAGGAAAAAUAUGCCAGCCUCCCAAAGAUCUAAGAGGAGAAAAACUGGUGGUUCUAAGGCAAAGGGGGGUUCCACCACAUGCAGAAAAAUGUCUUCUAAAACUAAAUCCUCCAGCAUAAUUGGAUCCAGUUCCUCCUUCAGUGAUUCUCAAGCAAUACCAGGAGCCAGUAGAAGAUUGGGGAUUAUGGCUCCACCAAAGCCUAUAAAUAGACCGUUUCUUAAGCCUUCGUAUGCAUUUUCAUAACAACCAGAUCUCAGCAUACACAGAUCUUUCCUUCUUGUCAGCAUCUGACCAUCUGUGAAUGUAAAGCUGUUAGUCUUGCUAUACCCCUUGAAAUUUUUACUUGUAUCUAUUAAUAUUUAAAUAAAUGC